Molecule: messenger RNA, 1128 nt
Organism: Chaetomium fimeti
Lineage: Eukaryota; Fungi; Ascomycota; Sordariomycetes; Sordariales; Chaetomiaceae
Exons: 2
Source: RefSeq, a predicted model, not a curated record
AUGGCAUCCCAGGCUACGGCUGGGGCGGCGCAAUCCCCCUGCAGAUUGGUUCCUCCCUGUGAACGGGGAAAUCACGGUUUUUACGUUGAUGCAAAAGGCGAGCGUGCUAUCAAGACAAUUGGGAAGUACUACUUCACCGAGGAUGCACUCGAACAUGACCUUGCAGCCCUGAAAAAGGGGGAGGUCUACGACAGGGACGAGUUCUUCAAACGGGCGAGGGCAUGGUACAAAGCGGAGAUCGAUCGCAUACUUCACUUGGAAACUGUACAACAGCAGGAGAUGCUCCAAGCCGCUUCGAACCUGGCCGUUUCGAAACAAGGUGCACCAGAAAGCUUAACUCCAGCGGCGCCGAAUAAAGAUUCAGAACUGGUUCCCUGUCGUCUAGCCGAAGCUCGAUCUCAAACGCCAACCCGCAUCCAACCUGACCGCGCCGCAAAACGGAAAGCGGCCGCACUGCCCCCGGCCAAGCGGCCCCCAAGGCGCAAGAAGACGGAACCGGACCCGGCACAGACAGUGAUACCCGCCGCAAUCCAGCAGCAAGGUCUACAAUCCGUCGACUCGCACAGGCCCAAAACAGAAGCGGAGACCAGAGGCGACUACACCCUGGCCGCAUUCGACUGGGCCCAGUUCCUCAACGGCAAUCAGGGCGAGCACCACCCUUCCCCCUGGUCCUACGUGCAGCUGCAGGGUUUAGACGUGGCCUAUUUCUGCAUGCGAUUGGAGAAGGCGGUGGAGGGACAGAUUAGCGAGCUUCUUGCCGAGAAAGGCCUUGGGACGGAGCCGGACGCGAAUAGACACCAAACUCCCGCCGCUGAUCCGAUCUCCGCCACCGGGGUGAAAGAGCCCGUCCGAACGGACCCCGGCGGCGGCGGCGGCGGCAAGACGAAACCUCCAGCACCAGAAACAUCUAUUCCUCACCACACCAAAACUCACCUCCCGGUCCAGAACCAAACCCACCCCAACCCGCUCUGCCCACUCCACCACCCCUCGAAACACCCACUGGCACCACCACCGCCGCCGGUGCCAAUCCCCUUCUCACCCGCCGCAGCCCUCGCCCCAGGCGAAGACUGGCGGCCGCCCUCCCCAACAACACCCGUCACCACCAAAACCACAACCACCACCAUAACC